Molecule: messenger RNA, 405 nt
Organism: Toxotes jaculatrix (banded archerfish)
Lineage: Eukaryota; Metazoa; Chordata; Actinopteri; Toxotidae
Gene: atp5mj
Product: ATP synthase membrane subunit j
Exons: 4
Coding region: 118-276 (52 amino acids)
Cellular component (GO): mitochondrion
Source: RefSeq, a predicted model, not a curated record
GCAAAACGUGGAUGAAGUACUACACAGACGAGAGUAGAAGAAGCUUUCCCCCACGACUUUGACGUUUAGCAGCAGCGGCUGUCUUGACCUUCCUACAGCGGAGUGACAAACUGAAAAAUGGCUGGACGUGCGUUUGCAAAUUGGUGGGGGAAGAUGAGCCCUUACUACACAAAGGCAUACCAAGAGAUGUGGGUUGGUGUUGGCAUCAUGACAUACCUGUACUACAAAGUUUCCUACGGGGGUAAGAAGGCUGUGAAGAGCAAGCCAGCCCACUGAGUUUUCCACCAUGCUGACCACCCCUUCACCUGCUGUGAAAUAAUGCCCCAGUCGCUAGUCCAACUUCCAAUUUAAAUUUUUGUUAAUAUGGAACAAAUAAAGUUGCUAUCCAAAGUUUUGGUCAUUUCA